Molecule: messenger RNA, 2220 nt
Organism: Temnothorax curvispinosus
Lineage: Eukaryota; Metazoa; Arthropoda; Insecta; Hymenoptera; Formicidae
Product: solute carrier family 35 member G1
Exons: 4
Coding region: 274-1404 (376 amino acids)
Cellular component (GO): membrane
Source: RefSeq, a predicted model, not a curated record
AUUUUGUUAUUAGUAAAGAAUUAUUACUGUUAUUUUGUAUUAGCGUACAAGAUAGUAAUUUAGAGAAUAUAAAUAUAAGUAAAUACAAAGGAGGCGUUUGCUCUCUUUUGUGGCUAUAUUACUUGUCACAUAAUCUCAUGAUUGUUUACAUAUGACGUAUGUGAUGAAACGCAAACAUUAAUAGAUCAUUACCUUUGGAUUCCUAUGUACUACUAAUAAUAACCCAGAUAGUCAAGCGUGUCUGAGCAAAAUCGCGCAAACCUGUGAUUGCUUAUGAUGCUGGACACUUGCCGUAUAUUUGCUUCAAUGAUUUCGAGUAAUUUAAUAUUUGAAGCAACACGCAGGCAACAUUGGUAUAUGUCAGAGCAUGUGGAAUUGCAACAUUUAGUUGACGCCGAUGUGGAGAAUAACACAACAAAUCAUAAAAAAAAGUUUUCUAUUCUAUUAUGUAAAUCUUGUCCUUAUAUGGGUCUAAUUUUAGCGACACUCUCAUCUCUGUUCUUCUCAUUAUGUAGUGUGAUUGUGAAGAGCUUGGUAGAAGUAAAUCCAACAGAAAUGGCAAUUUUUAGAUUUUUAGGGGUAUUGUUACCAGCUAUACCAAUUGUGAUUUAUAAAGGUGAACAUCCUUUUCCAAAGGGACGUAGAUUAAUACUUAUUCUAAGGAGUUUUAUUGGUACAACAGGACUUAUGUUUAGUUUCUACGCGUUUAGACAUAUGCCGUUGGCUGAUGCCUCAGUUAUUGUAUUUUCUGUUCCUGUUUUUGUAGCAAUAUUUGCACGGAUAUUUUUGAAAGAACCCUGUGGGCUGUUCAACGUUGUAAUUGUAUGUUUGACACUGAUUGGUGUGAUAUUGAUAACACGACCUCCGUUAAUUUUUGGUAACACCAUAGAAUCUCUCUCGGAUGGUCAUAUUAAGCCAGAGCAUGCAGAUUUAUGGAGUGCUAUGGCUGCUUUUUCAGCUACUUUAUUUGGUGCAAAUGCAUAUGUUUUACUACGUGCAUUAAAAGGUCUUCAUUUUUCUGUUAUAAUGACAAACUUUGGUUUAUUUGCCUUGAUUCAAACUACGCUUAUAUCAUGGGUAAUUGGCGCAUUAUGUAUGCCACAUUGUGGUACAGAUAGACUUUUGGUUGUUGCACUCGCACUGUUUAGUUUUGCAGGCCAAAUUUUGUUAACCUUAGCUCUUCAAAUUGAACAAGCUGGUCCAGUGGCCAUAGCAAGAUCCACAGAUAUUGUCUUUGCGUUCUUUUGGCAGGUAUUAUUUUUUAAUGAAAUACCAAAUUGUUAUUCUGUAGGCGGGGCUAUAUUAGUCAUUAGCUCAGUUUUAUUAACAGGAUUAAGAAAAUGGGCUCUUUCAUUACCGGAAACAUCAAAUAUUAAAAAGUCUUUUGGAAUCUUAGUCAUAUAAGUAAUGAUUUUUUUAUUUAGAGACAAAAAAGUAGACUGCAAAAGAGAAUGCCCAAAAAGCAAUCAUAUAUGAAAAAUAUUGUUAUGAAUAAUAACAAUUUAAAUGUUUAUUUUAAAAUUUGUGAGUUUAUAUGUACAAGGUAUUUUAGAUAUAUCAGUUCACCUGCUAAUGGUUGAUUUUAGUGAUUACUUGAAGAUGAAAAGUUUGAUACAAAAUAAGCAUUUGAAUUUAGCAAAUUGGAUUGGCAAGAUCUUAUGCAUUCAAAUAUUGCAAUAAAGAUACUCUAAGAUAUUAAUUAAUUUUUAAAUAUUAAUAUAAUUUUGUGUCUGUUCAAAAUAUCUUUCAACAUUGUCAAUGUUGUUUCUUUAUGUCAGGUUUAUAGUUGGUAGUUUGUACUUUUUGGCCGAUAUUGCUUACUGCCAUCCCUACUUCUCGUAGCAUCUAUGCUGCUUGCAGAGACGCUCAAGUUCAGAAUAUUAGCUAUAAAUCGUAUUUGAUUUAUAGCUUAAUUGGAAUUUUGGCGUGUGUUGCCCUGUGCACUGUUUAUUGUUUAUAGAGUUAUUAUAUAUGUUAUACGUAUCUAUAUAUGUAUAUAGGAUGACAAGAAAUUCUCAGAAUUUUUUAAAUACAUGAAGCAGGUAGAAAUCAGUAUAGAAAUUAAACAUUUACACUUUAAACAGAACAUAAAACUUUCUUAGAAUAUUAAUAACAAAAAUUAAACAAAGAAAAUUACGAUAAAAUUAUUUCCUUUGGUUUUAAUACAUUUUUGAAGUCACUUUGAAAGCAAGGAAGCAAUUUUGAACAUUUAUUAAAAUU